AUGGCUUCCCUGGGACAGAUCAUCUUCACCAGCAUGAUUAUCCUCAUCAUCCUAUUCUCUACGAUCAUCAUCCUCAUCUUAGCCAUAGCGUUCGCAGGUAAGAGCCCUUUGUCUGAGGCACAGAGCAGCAACAGAUCACCCAUUGCCAACCUUGGUGAGGAUGAGCUUCUCAGCUGCUAUCUUCACACAACCAGCGAAAAAAACACAUUCAGUCAAGUGUCAGUAAGUUGGGAGAAGACGUCACUGAGUGGGGUAGUUUACGAUUAUUACAGCGGAGUUGCAGAUUUUACAGACCAGAACUUGCAGUUCAAAGGAAGAACUCAGUUCUUCCCUGAAACUUUGGUCCAAGGGAACGCUUCGCUGUUGCUGAGGAGUGUAAGACAAAGUGAUGAGGGGGAGUACACCUGCUAUGUUAGCUCCGCCGAAGGUGAUGGGCAGGUCAGCAUUAACCUGAGAACAGCAGCUUUUACAGCGCCAAAAUUUACAGUCUCAAAUGGCACCCUGACUGCUGAGGCAAACAGGUGGUUCCCUAAACCAAACGUGACAUGGUUGGACUAUUUUGGGAAGGUCCUACAGGGGAGCACGAGCUUCAUGCAAAACACUGCAGGGAUAUCCAGCAUAGUGAGCACGCUGAAACCAUUCAAUAUCAGCGACACUUACACCCUCAGGAUUCAAAAUGACUUGGUGACCGCAGUCUCUGAAGCAACAGCAACUCUGGAGAAGAAAGAGUCCAACCCCUCUCCAGGAGUUUGGUUCCAGGGCCAGUUGUGUGCAUAG
Messenger RNA from Scomber scombrus (Atlantic mackerel), 777 nucleotides. RefSeq names its product V-set domain containing T cell activation inhibitor 1 (gene vtcn1). Lineage: Eukaryota; Metazoa; Chordata; Actinopteri; Scombriformes; Scombridae. The coding region runs from base 1 to 777 and encodes 258 amino acids. The transcript has 5 exons. The record is from RefSeq and is a predicted model, not a curated record.